This is a messenger RNA of Hyaloperonospora brassicae, 1689 nucleotides long. Lineage: Eukaryota; Oomycota; Peronosporomycetes; Peronosporales; Peronosporaceae. The record is from the annotation of a GenBank genome assembly.
AUGACGGCCACGAGCGACACAAUGCACGCGCGCAAAGGGAAGAAAGCUGCGCGAAAGAGUAGGAAAGACGCAGCCGAGAAGAACGAGCCGGUGGAGGCGCCAGUGACCGAUCAUGUGACCAAGAAGAAGGACAAGAAGAAGGACAAGAAGAAGGACAAGAAGCGCACGCGGGAGGAGACUGAGAUGCGUGCAGAAAGCUCAGUACCACCUGCGAAACAGCACAAGAAACAGCACAAGAAGGAGAAGGACGCGGCCGCGCGCACGACGGACUUUACGGAUGGACCGUAUCAGCAGCCGCCGGCCACGGACGGCAGUUUUCGCAAAGCGUUUUAUACCGAGGGCAGCGAGACGGCCACGAUGACGAACGCACAGGUCUCAGCGUUCCAUGAAGCGAAUCAGAUGAUCCUCAGCGGCAACUCGUGUCUGUACCGGCCCGUACUGAGCUUCCACGACGUGACGUUUGACGCCAAGUUCAUGAGCACGACGAAAGGCUUUGACACACCCACGCCGAUCCAGAGUCAGUGCUGGCCGAUCCUUUCUUCGGGACGGGAUAUCAUUGGUAUUGCAGAGACGGGAUCGGGAAAGACCUUGGCGUUUGCCAUCCCGGGUUUGAUCCACAUUGCCGCCCAGCCAGAAGUGUCGCCGAAGUUUCCUGGUCCACGCAUGCUCGUCGUGGCACCGACGCGUGAGCUUGCCAUGCAGAGUUCUGCGGUCAUCUCCGAGGCAGGCAAGAAGUGUGGACUCAAGAGUGUUUGUAUCUACGGUGGCGUGCCUAAACAGACACAGAAGAAGGCGUUGCGUGACGGCGUGCACGUCGUCGUGGCCACACCUGGUCGUCUCAAAGAUCUAGUCGAAGAACGCUGCUGUAAUCUGUCCAAGGUUACGUUUGUCGUGCUUGAUGAAGCGGAUCGAAUGCUUGACGAGGGAUUUGAGAAGGACAUUCGAUCGAUCAUUGGCAGCACCCAUCCGGAACGACAGAUUGCAAUGUUUAGCGCGACAUGGCCACAAUCGAUCCAGAAACUCGCGCACGAGUUUCUCACGGACCCGGUGAAAGUGACGAUUGGCUCUGAUGAACUUGCUGCCAGUCACAACGUCACGCAGAUUGUUGAAGUGAUUGACGAUCGCGCUCGCGAUGCCCGCGUCCACGUGCUGUUGCAGAAGUACCAUUCGAGCCGCAAGAACCGCGUUCUGCUGUUUGUUUUGUACAAGAAAGAGGCCGAUCGCGUCGAACGUUUGCUACACCAGCGUGGCUGGCACUGUAUCGCCAUUCACGGUGACCGGAGUCAACAGCAGCGCUCUGAAGCUGUUGAGCAGUUCAAAUCUGGCGAGGUGCCUCUGUUGAUCGCAACGGACGUCGCCGCCCGUGGUCUCGAUAUUCCUGGCGUCGAGUACGUCUUGAACUACUCGUUCCCUUUGACGAUCGAAGACUACGUGCACCGCAUUGGCCGUACCGGUCGUGGUGGUAAAAAGGGGAUCGCGCACACGUUUUUCACUGCAAACGACAAGGCGCGCGCUGGCGAGCUUGUGAAUUUGCUGCGUGAAGGCAAUCAGGAGGUCCCAUCUGAUCUGACCAAGUUCGGUACGCAUGUGAAGAAGAAGGAGCACAAGAUGUACGGUGCUUUUGCCAAGAACAUCGACGUCACGAAAAAAGCGACAAAGAUCACCUUUGGCAGCGACGAGGACGAGUAG